Molecule: messenger RNA, 387 nt
Organism: Guillardia theta CCMP2712
Lineage: Eukaryota; Cryptophyceae; Pyrenomonadales; Geminigeraceae
Exons: 1
Source: RefSeq, a predicted model, not a curated record
CAUCAUCUCGGGGUGGCCGUGUCGCAGAUGCCGGCGGCUCUUGACUUCUACGGGAAGCUCGGCUUCAAGGAGGUGGAGGACGGGCGGUCGACGGAGGAGAGGAAGAUGAUGAAGAACGCGGGAGGGCUGCAGCUGCAUCUGUUCAAGGCGGACGCGGGGCACGAGAACAAUCAGAACAUCCUGAUGGACUUCAAGGACGUCAAGUACCCCGGGCACACGCACGCGAGCUUCCUCGUCCCCUCGGUCAAGGGGGCUCGGGCGUACCUGGAGAAGCAGGGGCUCACGAUCACCGGGGAGCGACGGCCGGGGGGAGUGCUGCGAGCUGUGUUCUGCCGGGACCCGGACAGGACGACGAUGGAGUUUGAGAAGAACUCGGGAGAAGACGAG